AUGGCGUCGCAGAAACUUCCUGGCCCUGAGUGGUUCACAACCCCCCAAGGUUCGGAUGCCCCAAAAGGGUUGGCCAGAGAAGCUUCCAUACGGAGACCGUGCCGGGUGAAUUUUUACGAAUGCGAAUCCGAUGACUAUGUCGAAUGUAGAGUUCGACUGCUCCUAGAUUCCCAGAAUCCAAGACUUGUGAUCAGUGUUGGGCCACAGGGUGACGGAAGUCCAGGCGCGCAGUUGGUUUUUACUGUUGAAAGUAACACUUUCACACUGGGAGUCGAAAAGCCAGGCGAUACACUUUAUCAGACUAUCAAGGACGCCCGGAAGAGGAUGCCACGACUGUUUGAGGGAUUCCCCACGACGUCACUGUAUCUUGUGAAAUUGCAUGGCGCCCCAAUCCAGACUGGCCAGAGUUGGAGACUCGAGGGAGAAGCACGGAGCAACUGGGAGAAGUUGUCCCAAUGGGCUAACCAGCAUCGCAACAUGCUUGUUUGGAAAAAAUGGCUUCCAUCCCACAAGAACUUUGAACAGAUUAACUCUUGGUUUUCGGUCCUCCAGUCCAAGGUGGCCGCGGUCCCAGGUGGCCGAGCAGCAUUUUGGGCCUACACGGCCACAAAACCGGCUCAGCUCCCGGAUGGCUCUGAGGGACGACGCCCCGAGUUGACUUGGCUUCGGAUGACUGGAGAUAAUCGCGAGUCGAGGGAGGAGUACUGCAAGUGGAUACCAUCAGAUCCGUUCUUCUGCAAUGAGCUUGAAAGACAAUGGAGGCUGGUCGAAGGCACUCGUAUUGAAAGAGACGCCCAAUAUUGGUCGAUAACCAGAACCUUUUCCCUCAAGAGACACCACCGUUUCAUGAUGGAGCAUCAUGAGCCUUCCAGCUGCUUUGUCCACGUCAAAGUUCAGCGCGCUGUUGACGGGGAACAUCAGUUUAUGAUUCCUUGUAUCAAACCAUCGAUAACCGCGAAGUUGGCAUUUGUGGAUUCAGAUACCAAAGAAGUUCAGGACACCGAUCUCCAGUAUUCGGGAAUCUUUGUGCAGAGACAAACAACCUGUGAUUUUGUCAUAGCCAUGUCAGAGCCCCCGGAGAUCAGCCCGCAAGGGCGUUUCAUAGUUGUGGUCGCCGACCCCGAUUCCGAGCCCAAUCUCCAAUCCAUUGAUCGCCAAAUCGAUGCAUUGAAAGAAGCUGGAACCACCAUGGUCUAUGGCGACAUGGAAUCCCAAUUGGGUCAAGGGUACUCCCUCCAUAACACGAUUAUGGCUCGGGGAGAAGAGCUCAAUCCACACAGUGCAGGCUAUUUCGAACUGAGCAUUCAUCAGCUGUCAAGUCUCGAUCGACCGACGCAAGAAAUGCGCUUAGCGUAUAUCCUCCAGAAAUUCCCUCUGAGCGAGUCUCAGCGUCGAGCAUUCGACCGGUCAAUCUACCACAUCUGUGCCGGAGUACAUCUGAUCCAAGGUCCGCCGGGAACCGGCAAAACCCGCACAGCCUCAGUGAUCAUUCUUGCGCUCGCAUGUCUUCAUGUGCGUGUGUUGCUUGCUGCGGGAUCCAAUAAAGGGGUAGAUAAUCUGGCAGCUGCCGUGCUGCGUGAAUUGGACAAUGAUCCCACUCUCAGUGACUGGUGCGAUGGCCAGCUCGUGCGUCUUCGAUCACCAAGUUAUCAGAUAUCUUCUUUGCGAGCCAAGAGCGCUUUGCACACUGUCAGCAAAGAGCAUCGCGACAAUUUAAGCAAGGACGAGGAGGACCUGCUUCGCGUGCAAAUGGAUUCACUGGUGCUCGCUCAUGCCGAAGGGGAUCCAGAGUCAGAGCUUCAUUCCCAGCUUCUCAAGCUUCUGAGCUUUGACGAGACUCGGGGUUUAACUCAGAAGAGCUCAGAGCAACUAAGCGACUGCCUUGACAAACUCUCCAUUGCUGAGCUUAGUCGUAGUAGAAUCGUCGCCACAACACUAACCAACGCAUAUCAGGAGAUAUUGCAGCAUCCUGACUCUUUCCAACCAGAUGUGCUUGUCUGCGACGAAUCCAGCCAAUGUCUUGAAGGUGACCACAUGAUCGCGAUGACCAUACCGUCCAUCAGAGCAGUGAUAUUCCUCGGUGACCCGGAUCUGCGACCACCUCCACUUAUCUCUGAACAUGGAAGGAAUGAAUGUGCUCUAUAUCUGAAACGUUCGCUCAUGGAGAGGCUAUACGCAGCCGGAUACCCCUGCACUGUGUUGUCAACUGACUACGGAAGCCAUGUACAGAGCCUGGACCUCAGAAAUCGUGAAGGGUACCAU
Molecule: messenger RNA, 2262 nt
Organism: Paecilomyces variotii
Lineage: Eukaryota; Fungi; Ascomycota; Eurotiomycetes; Eurotiales; Thermoascaceae
Product: AAA domain-containing protein
Exons: 1
Molecular function (GO): helicase activity
Source: RefSeq, a predicted model, not a curated record